AUGUGGCAAGAAAUGAUGUGCAUUGUGUCCUCAGUCACUUUGCAGUUGGAAGCAGUGGGAGAGGAGGUGGAGGAAGAGGAGGUGCUUCCCAGCACGUCUGGCACACUGGCUGCAGGCCCGUCUGUCCCCAGCACACCCAGCGAAUCCAGAGUGCGCAGAGGCGGCCAGGUUCUCACAGACACUGUCCUGCAGACACAGAGGGACACGAUCGGAGCCAUCCGAGAAGUGAGGGAGGAACUGGCACAAAUACGCAUAGUCUUGCAGAACAUGUGUGACAUCAUGUCGGCGGCAACGGACGCAAUAAAAGAGUUGUUGAAAAAGUGA
Molecule: messenger RNA, 324 nt
Organism: Xyrichtys novacula (pearly razorfish)
Lineage: Eukaryota; Metazoa; Chordata; Actinopteri; Labriformes; Labridae
Source: the annotation of a GenBank genome assembly